This is a messenger RNA of Helianthus annuus (common sunflower), 1070 nucleotides long. RefSeq names its product heavy metal-associated isoprenylated plant protein 3. Gene Ontology annotation, molecular function: metal ion binding. The record is from RefSeq and is a predicted model, not a curated record. The transcript is spliced from 5 exons. Bases 132 to 941 code for a protein of 269 amino acids. NCBI's taxonomy places the organism in Eukaryota, Viridiplantae, Streptophyta, Magnoliopsida, Asterales, Asteraceae.
ACCAUGCACCAUCCUCAAAGUUUAUCUAUUUUGUCCUCAUAUCAUGUCUUCAAUGUCCAUUUAAUCCAAGCAAUUGCCACAAUUGAUUUCCACUUCAAAAUUCACUCACAACAAGCAAUUUACAUCUAUCAAUGGCAAAGAAGAAGAACCAAAGUGGACACAAUGCGAAGCAUAUUGACAAAAACAUAGAGAGUGACGGUACUGUAACGGUGGAUCUCCAAAUUGACAUGAAUUGCGAAAGUUGCGCUAGAAAAGUCGUUAAAUUCGUUCAUUCUCUCGACGGUGUGGAAUCAGUGGAGAGAGGGGAUAAUGAUUGGAUGAAAAUCACUGUGGUUGGUAAAGUUGACCCGGUUGAACUUUGUGAAAAUGUUAAGGGAAAAAUAAAAAAGAAUGUGGAAUUGGUAUCUCCGGCAACAAAAAAGAAAAAUAGCAGUGGCCGAGAACAUGAGAACCAACAAAAACAGCAAAAACAAGUUCCAGUGACAACGACCGUGUUGAAGAUGCCAUUACAUUGCGAGGGAUGCAUCAAGAAGAUCCAAGAUCUAGUCAGGAAGACCGAGGGGUUUGUGGAGAUGUCAAUUGAUAAGGGCAAUGAUUUGGUGAUAGUGAAAGGAGCGAUGGACAUGAAGUUAUUGAUGACAACGCUUAAGGACAAACUGAAUAAGAAGGUUGAGAUUGUACAGGCGAAAGGUAGUGGUGGAAAGAAGGGGAAGGGCGGUAGUGGUGACGAGGAGGGGGAGGGGAAGGAAAGUGGUGGUGGCGGGCCGAUAGUGGCCGAGUAUAACCAUAGGAUGGAGCAUUUCACUGGUCAAGGUGAAUACAUGUAUCAAGGUCAAUACAUGUAUCCGCAAUAUGUAAGUUGGCCUGAGUUUACAUUUAAUUACACGCAUGCCACUCAGAUGUUUAAUGACGAAAACCCUAAUGCAUGUGUUAUCAUGUAAUGGAUGUCGGAUGAUAGACGUGAGCGUUAUAAUUAGAAGCUAAAUCACCUAUAAUAAGUAGUUCACUAUGUUAAUUUUAAAUGUAUUAUUACACCAAGUAUAUAUUACAGUUUUGGCUUUUUAUUUAAA